Molecule: messenger RNA, 1815 nt
Organism: Symbiodinium sp. CCMP2592
Lineage: Eukaryota; Dinophyceae; Suessiales; Symbiodiniaceae
Source: the annotation of a GenBank genome assembly
AUGGAACGUCAGAGAAUCGAUGUCCUCGCGCGGCAGAUCCAAGCAGGCUUCACGGAGGAGUCUGCAGUUCGGCAGUCACUGGAAGGACGCAAGUUCCUGACGCCAAAGAUUGUCGAUCUCCUCGUCGCCUGCGCCGGCGAGGAGAAUGUGUUCACCGCAGGUGCAGAGUUGGAGAAGCAUUCGCAGGACCACUCUCAUCAUCUUCCGUGCUCACCAGAGAUGGUGAUCUAUGCCAGGUCGACAGAGAUGAUCAGUGGUAUCAUGCGCAUCUGCAACAGCCACCGAGUCCCGGUAACGCCCUGUGGGGCGCGGACAGGUCUCGAGGGUGGUAGCAUCCCUGUGGGCGGAGGGGUCUCUUUGGACCUGUCCAAGAUGAAUCAGGUCCUGAAGCUGUACCAGGACGAGCUCCAAGUUCAUGUGCAGGCGGGGAUCAAGAAGGAGGCGCUGAACGACUACCUGGAAAGCGAAGGUCUGUUCUUCCAGGUGGAUCCGGCCUCGAACCCCUCCCUAGGAGGCAUGGCCGCCACGGGAUCUUCCGGCACGCUGUGCUGCAAGUACGGCACUAUGAAAGAGAAUGUGAUCUCGCUGACAGUCGUUUUGGCCGAUGGCACGGUUGUCACCACAAGGCGGCGGACCCGCAAGAACUCCACUGGCUACGACCUGACGCACCUCUGCAUGGGCCAGGAAGGCACUCUCGCGGUGCCUUGGCUUGGAUUCGUGAAGGUCACUCCCCAGCCCAGCGGCGAAAGCAGCUUGCGCGUCAGCUUUGAUUCAUUGCAGGCGUGCUCGCGGGCUGUGGUGAAGCUGAAACAGGCGCAGCUGAGCCUCUCCCGUGUAGAGCUGCUCAAUGCGCAGAGCAUACUCUCGUUGAAUGACAGCCAGAAGAAUCGCGCCAACCCGAUACAGUUGGAGCCAGUGCCCACGCUCUUCCUCCAGGUCCACGCGACCUCGGCAGCUCUGGCUGCGCAGGAGCUCGACUCUGCCAAGGCCAUCGCAGAAACAGAAGGCGGCCGAUCUUUCGUCCUUGCGACCGAAAAGGAGGAGCAGCAACAGCUCUGGGAUCUCAGGCGAGGUGCCUACUUCGCUUGCCAGUCAAAUCGAAAGCACCUGGUGGCCAGGGGCGCGACGGACGUGCGGAUGCUUACCACAGACGUUUGCGUGCCGUUGAGCGACUUCCCGGCGCUGAUCGAGGAGACGGAGGAAGACUACAACGCCACCGCCGAGGAGACGGGCAUCAGGUUCUUGUGCAACAUAUUUGGCCACGCUGCGGAUGGCAACUUCCACUGCUGUGUCAUGUUUGACCACGGGAACGCCAAGGAGGUGGAGGUCCUGCAUCAGUUGGACAGGCGGAUGUGGGCGCGGGCCCUUGCUCACGGCGGCGUCGUCAGCGGCGAGCAUGGCGCAGGCAUGGGCAAAGUUUCAGCGCUUGCAGAGGAGUGGGGCACCGAUGCGAUUGGCGUGAUGUGGAGGCUGAAGAAGCCGCUCGGCCCCACCCAGAGAACCGCGCUAGCUGAACCCGGGUGUAUUGUUGGCACUCUCAUUACAGCGCAGACGGAGCAGCUGUCGUCGAGAGCAAUGCUUCGCCAGGGGUCUGGUGUCUUUGGUGCCGAUUCUCUACAGGGACUGUCGACCAGGGCUCCUUUGCAGUCAGACGGAGACCGUGACAGUGACAGGAGGCUUUCAGGUGCAAAGUCCGAAGCCCUUCAGCCGGAAUUCUCAGUGUGCCAUGCCUCCCUCUCUCCAUCUUUACUUAGAUGCCUGGACGAGCACGAGAUCCUAAACCCGGGCAAGCUGCUUCCAAGCGGAACAAGAUGA